This is a messenger RNA of Limulus polyphemus (Atlantic horseshoe crab), 1055 nucleotides long. RefSeq names its product carbonic anhydrase 2-like. Lineage: Eukaryota; Metazoa; Arthropoda; Merostomata; Xiphosura; Limulidae. The record is from RefSeq and is a predicted model, not a curated record. Gene Ontology annotation, molecular function: carbonate dehydratase activity; zinc ion binding. The transcript is spliced from 6 exons. Bases 1 to 912 code for a protein of 303 amino acids. Gene Ontology annotation, cellular component: plasma membrane.
AUGACUUUAAUCUCAACAAGUUUGGGGUCGGUCGGUAUUUUUGUAAGCCGAGAAGUGACUGGCCCAGGCGGCAACCAUAUGUUUGGCAUCGAGUAUUUGAACUUGCGACGCUCAGAUUGGCCCGAGAAUUGGCCUGAAACGUGCAAAGGAAAAAAGCAGUCUCCAAUCAACAUUGACGACAGUGAGGUCAAAAUAAACAAGAACCUGAGAGACAUAAAGUUUGUGAAUUAUGACAAAGUUUUGAAUAAUCCGGUCUUGGUUAACAAUGGCCAUUCAGUUAAGCUGGACAUUGAAGACGACUCAAACGUACCAAAAAUCCAAGAUGGUGGCUUAAAGGCAGAAUAUAAGUUCCAACAACUCCAUUUUCAUUGGGGCAGUGAAAAUACCACAGGAUCAGAACAUACCUUGAACAACAAAAUAUACCCUAUGGAAAUGCACCUUGUCCACUAUAAUUCAAAAUAUGAAAAAGAUGAAGCUCAUAACUACGAAGAUGGCCUGGCUGUUCUUGCUGUUUUCAUUAAGAUUGACGCCAACGACAACAACGCCUUCUCAGCUUUCUCUCAAAAUUUGAAAUUUGUUUAUGGAAACGACUCGUAUGAUAUCUCGUCAAGUGAUCUUACUCUGCAGGCUUUGCUUCCAAAAGAUUCCUUAUACUACAGAUACCAGGGUUCUUUAACCACACCUCCUUGCAAUGAAACUGUCAUAUGGACAGUGUUUGCGAAUCCAGUGACCAUUGGGAUUGAACAGAUAAAAGAAUUUCGAAAUGAAAGCCUAGAUGACUUAGUUAACAACUUUCGUCCUAUCCAGAAUUUGAAUGAUCGAACAGUUGAAAAGUCAUACAAUUCAGGAAUUCAGCAACUGCCUCAAGUUGUCAUUGUUCUAGCUUCUUUUGUAGUAGUUGGUAGUUGGUAGUGUAUAUUAUAUUCGUUAAUGUAUGCCACAAAAACUAUUGGAAAUACUGGUCAUCUGCCGUUUAGAGACACCGAUUGAAUGUUUAAACUGAAUAAGAUAUGUUAACAAUAAACUGAAACGAUAGUUGCUAUCUUUUAUGGUCA